Messenger RNA from Triticum aestivum (bread wheat), 2210 nucleotides. RefSeq lists its product as uncharacterized. The record is from RefSeq and is a predicted model, not a curated record. Bases 1 to 1986 code for a protein of 661 amino acids. Gene Ontology annotation, molecular function: aspartic-type endopeptidase activity. Gene Ontology annotation, biological process: proteolysis. NCBI's taxonomy places the organism in Eukaryota, Viridiplantae, Streptophyta, Magnoliopsida, Poales, Poaceae. The transcript has 2 exons.
AUGUACUACGCCCGGGCCUUCGAACAGCGGGCUCAGGCGCUGCAGCAACCGGCCGGCCGGGGCGGCCGCCAUCCCAGUCGACCAGCGCCGACUCCACCAUCACCGGGCCGGCUUCCUCCAGCCACGACGACCGCACCUCCGGCCACCACCCGGACCUUCCGUCGGUUGUCACCGGCCGAGCAGCAGGAGCGUCACCGUCAGGGCCUCUGCUUCAACUGUGAUGAGCCCUACACGCCGACCCACGUCCGCCCCCGCCUAUUUUACUUGGAGACGGUCGACUACACCGAGGCGGACGACUCGACCGACGAGCCACCAACCGCGGCGGCCGCGGACACGCCCGCGGAUUCCACGGCGACGGCGUGCGUCGUCUCCCUCCACGCUCUCGCCGGCAUCCGUGGCGAACGGACCAUGUUGUUACCGGUGACGGUCCAUGGCGAGCGGCUGGUGGCCCUGCUGGAUACUGGCUCCACCCAUAACUUCCUGCCCGCGGCGACCAUGCGUCGGCUAGCACUGCCGACCACGGGCGGGGAGCGCCUGCGGAUCACGGUGGCGAACGGCGAUCGCCUCCGGUGCCAUGGGCUCGCUCGCGACGUUCCCAUCUCCAUCGGUGGCGAGCACUUCUCCAUUACAUGUGCAGGCAUCGACCUCGGCUACUUCGACUUCAUCCUCGGGGUGGAUUUUCUCCGGACCCUCGGGCCCAUCCUGUGGGACUUCGACGCACUCUCGAUGACGUUCUGGCGGCUGGGCCGCCGCAUCUGGUGGGAUGGCCUUGGGGGCGCCGCGCCAGCUGUGCCACACCUCCAGCUGGCCGCCGCGUCCCAGGAGGCCGAGCACCCCCUGCUGGAUCCCCUUCUGCAGCAGCACAACGACCUCUUCGACGAGCCACGGGGUCUUCCACCCGCCCGGGUGUACGACCAUCAUAUUCACCUCGUACCAGGCUCCACCCCCGUGGCGGUUCGGCCCUACCGCUACCCUCAGCUGCAGAAGGAUGAGUUGGAGCGACAGUGUGCCCUUAUGCUCGUGGCAGGCAUCAUCCGGAUCUCCACGUCGCCCUUCUCCGCGCCGGUGCUUCUCGCCCGUAAGUCGGACGGCACGUGGCAUUUCUGCAUCGACUAUCGCGCCCUCAACGCGGUCACGCUCAAGGACAAGUUCCCUAUACCGGUGGUCGACGAGCUCUUGGAUGAGCUCCAUGGGGCGCGCUUCUUCACCAAGCUCGAUCUCCGGUCGGGCUAUCAUCAGGUGCGCAUGCAUCCAGACGACAUCGCCAAGACGGCGUUUCGCACCCACCAUGGCCACUUCGAGUUCUUGGUGAUGCCCUUCGGCCUCGCCAACGCCCCGGCGACUUUUCAGGCCCUGAUGAACGACGUCCUUCGACCCUACUUACGGCGGUUUGUGCUUGUUUUCUUUGAUGACAUUCUUAUCUACAGCGCCACCUGGGCCGAGCACCUCCAGCACGUCGCCAUCGUCUUCAACGAGCUUCGGGCGCACCACCUCCACCUUAAGCGCUCGAAGUGCUCGUUCGGGACACCUACCAUCGCCUACCUCGGCCAUGUCAUCUCGGCCGACGGCGGGCUCUCCGCGGGUUCCUCGGCCUCGCCGGCUACUACCGGAAAUUCAUCCGGGAGUUCGGGCUCAUCGCGGCACCCCUCACGCGGUUGCUUCGCCGCGACGCUUUCGCCUGGGACGACGAGUGGACGACGGCGUUCGAGGCCCUCAAGGGGGCCCUCACGACGGGCCCCGUCCUCCAGAUGCCCGACUUCGACCGCCCGUUCGUGGUGGACUGUGACGCCUCGGGCGCCGGGUUCGGCGCCGUGCUUCAUCAGGGCGAUGGGCCCCUCGCUUUCUUCAGCCGGCCUUUCGCUCCACGCCAUCUUAAGCUGGCGGCAUACGAGCGGGAGCUCAUUGGCCUUGUACAGGCCGUUCGUCAUUGGCGGCCGUACUUGUGGGGACGGUCCUUCCACAUUCGCACGGACCACUACAGCCUGAAGUUCUUGCUGGACCAACGGUUGUCGACCGUGCCGCAGCACCAGUGGAUCAGCAAGCUCUUCGGCUUCGACUUCUCCGUCGAGUAUCGGCCGGGCCGUCUUAACAUCGUGGCCGACGCGCUGUCCCGUCGCGACUCCGACCUUGCUUCCUCCACCGACGAGUCCGCCGGGGCGGCCCUGUGCAUCCGCUCCGGGCCGACGUUCGGUCUCUUCGCCGACAUUCGC